UGACGACAUCUGUCAGAACGUUCAAGAAAUUGCGUCAUAUUACGUCGGUGAAGUGCGCACUUAUCUCAAGGAAGGUGAACAGAAAUCUAGAUACACGCUUGAUUGAGAAAGUCAACAACUAAGGAAGAAUUGUUCACUUCUCUCGUUGACUUCUCAAACCCCAACCUGGUCUGUUUCGCAAGUGUUCCCGGAAGUCUUUCAACGUUGUAUCCAUAGCUGUAAUUCCAGAGCUUCAUCAUGGCCAUGUUGGUGAGGCUAGCAUGCCUGCGCAGUCUCCCUGUGUCCGGGCUGCGUUCUGUGUUGACCCAGGGCUCUCCAGCCCUGAGGACCUCCACCCUGAAGAGCUGCCCGCCCCUCCUCAAGGUCCACCAGGGCUAUUCCACCAAAUCCAGAUUUGGUUUCCGUCGUGGGAAAACAGCCAAGGACCAGCUCCAACAGGCAGCUUUCCAACCAGCAACUGAUACGGCCAUCAGAAUGGAUAACAUGGGCAGGAUGUUCCUGGCUGGAGGGGCUGCUGUAGGCCUGGGAGCUCUGUGCUACUACGGACUAGGCAUGUCCAAUGAGAUCGGAGCCAUCGAGAGGGCAGUGAUCUGGCCCCAGUACGUGAAGGACAGGAUCCACUCGACCUACAUGUACUUUGCAGGCAGUGUGGGGAUGACAGCUCUGUCGGCUGUAGCCGUCAGCAGGACCCCAGCCCUCAUGGGAGUCAUGAUGAGAGGAUCCUGGCUGGCUAUUGGAGCUACCUUUGCAGCCAUGAUUGGAGCAGGCAUGCUGGUCAGAUCUAUCUCUUAUGACCAGAGCCCAGGACCCAAACAUCUAGCCUGGAUGCUACAUGCAGGUGUGAUGGGAGCGGUCAUAGCCCCCAUGACUCUGCUAGGUGGGCCCCUGAUGAUGAGGGCAGCCUGGUACACAGCGGGCAUAGUGGGGGGUCUGUCCACCGUGGCCAUGUGUGCCCCCAGUGAGAAGUUCCUCAACAUGGGAGGACCCCUGGCGGUGGGCUUCGGAGUCGUCUUCGCCUCCUCCAUCGGCUCAAUGUUCCUGCCCCCUACCUCAGCGAUGGGAGCAGGCCUCUACUCCAUUGCUAUCUACGGAGGUCUGGUCCUCUUCAGCAUGUUCCUGCUCUACGACACCCAGAAGGUCAUCAAGAGGGCGGAGACGUACCCCAUGUACGGGAUGCAGAAAUACGACCCCAUCAACUCGUGCAUGGGGAUCUACAUGGACACUCUGAACAUCUUCAUGAGGAUGGUGAUGAUUCUGUCCGGAGGAAACAGAAAGAAAUGAAGACGUUCCAGUCUGACUUUACAUCUUCGUUAAGCCUUUCAACCUUCCACACAGUUGAACAACAACGAUAUGUUCUACUAUUAGCACCAAUACACCAGCUGUUACCCACUUUUUAGUUUGAAAACACAUUUUCAACUGACACAAUAAAAAAUGUGUUGCUUUUGUGUGAAGAAGAGGAUUGUAAUUUCCUAGAGCAUAUUGACACUCAUCCAAGUAAGGAAGACGUCUUGCUCUGUUCCAUAUUCACAAUGUUAAAAAUAUGUUUUGUCUUGCUUCUGAGGGAGGCAUAUUUUUAUUUAAAGUCAGGAUUGUUCAUGGGGAUAUCUGUCAACAUCACAGAUCGCCCCUCAGUCUCCUCCUCUUAAUUGUUCCUUUAUAUUUUAUAUAUAUUUAUUUUCACUUGAGGUGGGUGUUCCCAUUCCUGACAAGCAAGACAAAGCUGGGCAAACAUCAUAUUUAUAUCAUCCCUCAACCUUGUACUUCUUCUAGCCUCCACACAUACAAUACGUGUGACUAUGUGAUUAACUCCUUGACAGAGACUGAACUUGGAUGUGUUGUAUCGGGCCGAGCCUUGGAUGUAUUGUAUCGGGCCGAGCCUUGGAUGUAUUGUAUCGGGCCGAGCCUUGGAUGUAUUGUAUCGGGCCGAGCCUUGGAUGGGUGGUGCUUUGACAUGAUGUUUCUGUUAGAAUGAAAGUGAUUGAAUGUGAUCAACGCUGUUCUGGUAUCAUUCAAUAAAAGUGAAAGAGAAUGCA
Oncorhynchus gorbuscha (pink salmon) is the source of this 2033-nucleotide messenger RNA. Its product is annotated as growth hormone-inducible transmembrane protein-like. The record is from RefSeq and is a predicted model, not a curated record. Lineage: Eukaryota; Metazoa; Chordata; Actinopteri; Salmoniformes; Salmonidae. The transcript has 10 exons. Gene Ontology annotation, cellular component: mitochondrial inner membrane. The coding region runs from base 238 to 1281 and encodes 347 amino acids.